Messenger RNA from Daldinia caldariorum, 3038 nucleotides. Its product is annotated as secretory pathway Sec39. Bases 217 to 2961 code for a protein of 914 amino acids. Gene Ontology annotation, biological process: retrograde vesicle-mediated transport, Golgi to endoplasmic reticulum. The transcript is spliced from 3 exons. The record is from RefSeq and is a predicted model, not a curated record. Lineage: Eukaryota; Fungi; Ascomycota; Sordariomycetes; Xylariales; Hypoxylaceae.
CUAGGUAGGUACCUAACCCAGCUAAUCCAGACAGCCCAGAGGCUAGAGUUGGCACCUAAGCAGGUAAGGGUAUAGGUACCUUAUGUAACUAACAGCUUUCUCUUCUAUUUACCCUCUAUUCAACAAAAACCCUCCAGUGAUAACAACCUUAGGUACCCAACCUCACAAGGUUCCCGGUCCUUCUAUAAACGAAAUCAUGUAUAUAGCACCGUAAAAAUGAUGUCAAUUCCUUCUGCGCCGCGCAUCGUACUCCUCGCUACCCACCUGGCUGCCAAGUCUGACAUCGAGAGCUUGACUGCGCUCGCCGCUGAGCACGACAAGGUCCUGCGACAGGACUUGUUACUCCGAAUACUAUUAACAUGUCUACCCGAGACCGUGCCGCCUAGCCAAUAUGUCUCCCUCAUCCAACGUCUCGAGUCGGGGGACUUGGAAACGGAUGUCGAACAGCGAGAGGUGGAUUGGUCUUCGGUAGAAGAUUUAACAGACGAAGAGGCAGCAAAGAAGGUUCGCAAGUUACGACUGCUUCCUCUUGCGUGGGAGGGUGCGCCUAAGGAUGAAUCUGAAGAUUUCAUAUCCCUUUUCUUAAUCCAUCGCGCGCGCCGAGUCGACGAAGAGGCUGGUUUACUUGCCCAGUUGCCCGAUCUAAUAGUACCAUUCCUCGACCAUGCGCCCGCUAUUCGAACAUGGAUGGUUUCUGUUCUACUUCCCCUUCUUCGACGGAAUCACGAAUAUUACCCACACCACCCGACCGCUCAGAGUUUGUCUACCUUCGAGCGUAUGAGCGACGAAGCCGCAGUUGAGUUGCUCCUGUCGCAAACCGGCGCAAACCAAGACGACCUUCCUUACAUCGGAAGGGACCUUCGCGGCCUGAUAGGACCAUGGCUAUAUAAUGACGUGAGGUGGGCACGCGGCGAUGAAAAAAAGCCUUCUUCCGAACAGGACCCAUCCGCACCCUAUACUCUUUGUCCGGGAUGGGAACAUGUUCUUGAGUGGAUCACUACGCAAGCUUCCAAAUCAUGGGGAGUGGCAGUGAGAGCUAUAGAUCAGUGGGAUGGCCCAGGUGAUGUGGACCUGGGUGGCUACGCUUCUAUGUGGUUAGAAGACGAUGAGCAGGAGCAUCUAGAGCAGAGAUACGCUCGUGCUGCGUUAGCUUCGGCAUAUCUGAUACCAGAAGCUUCAGUCGAAGCAUUGACCGGCGUCAAUAGCAUCGUCACGAAGAUUAUGGCCUUAUUAGACCAAGAUCCCUGUCCUACAUUACAAGUUGCUUCAUCUUUGCUUCCACCUUACACCGAUCCUAAUGGAGAACAACUUCUCUUGGCCAAAAACACUACAUACAUGCGCAAUGAUUUACUCGCCGAAUCAAAUCCUCUUACUGCGCCAAAUGAAACGUCUACACAAUUAUUACAUAUCCUAACUCUCAGCGCCUUUAUCCUAACCAAAGCCGGUGCCCCUUGUACUGUCCGGAAAGCAGGAGAACUUGCUUUUCUGAAAGACGAACGGGAGCAGAAGGCGAUGGCUACAACAUUUAUCAACAAACUAAGCGAAAAUGGACCUAAGAGCGAUGAUAAGUACUGGAUUAGGACAAGAAAUGAGCUUUUAUGGCUUCGAGAUUGGGGCGCAGAAGAAGCUCAAGCCUUCCCUGAUGCUCAGGUUCAAGGAGUCUUUAGUCAAUUAAAAAAGGAGUUCCUCGAGGUUAAAUGUCUUAAGGCGUUCCUUAAUAAUACACGCUACUCCCUGGCAAGGUCUAUAUACGAAGAUGCGCCUGAGAAGCCACUUGACAGCGACCUACUACGGGAUACUAUUGUUGCUUGCGCGAUGAAAGCCUAUGACAGCGCGUCUAAUCUUCACCGCGGCCGUGGCGGUCUCUUGAAAUGCGAUGAUAUAAUACACGCAUUUCCUCAAACCUUGCCAGAGACUCAUCCGGAGUCUAAAAAGAUCGAGGCUCUCUUAAGAACUACGCAUGCACUCAACGAAUACCGACUGACCCUGAAAAAAGGAGAGCCCUUUAUACCAAUUAUGCUUCGGGUCCACCCUGAUCCCAUCUCGUUAAUUGGAAAAGUUUUGGAACAGAACCCUAAGAGCUACACACGGGUACAAGACUUUCUCGAGAUCGGGACCAAUAUGAUUGAUGCCGGCCUGUUGACUAAUACCAAAGCUGGGCAGACGAACUCGACAGUAGACCAAGCAGCGCAGCGAUCAGUGAUUGAAAAACGAAUUAUAGCUAUGUGCGUGGAUGCCGCGCUCACAGAAGAUGACUUUGAGACGGCAUAUUCGUACGUUGUCAACCGAUUAGCCGCAGACAACAGGACCCCUGCAAAAUUAGGUGCUGCAAAAUCCAACACGGCACCAAUAGUAGAUGACUAUUCAUGGAAGGCUGCGCUACAAGCGGGUAAAUACCGCCGAACAGCACGCACCAUCAAACCCACGCAUAUCGGGACAGCCAGCGGCAACCUCGACAUCCGACACCUGGAGCAGCGAAUAGAGUGUCUCGCGACCGCGCUCCGCAUCGCGCCCCCCGCGACUCUGCAGGAGAUCCUAAACGUGUUCCGUAAGUGCGAGGAAGAGCUCAACGCGGCGGCCAAAGCGGAAGAAGAACAAGCAUCGGCGUGGGACGACAAGGGCGACGUGGAGGUCAUGCCCGGCGCUUUCAGCGCUACCGUGCCGGCGGGCGUUGUAAGGAACGCCAGCAAGCCGUCGUCUUCGCGCCACGUCGAAGAGGCGCCUAUGUCGCUGUUCGACCUGUCGCGCGCUAGCAUGGCCAGAGCACAGCGUAAUCUUACGGCGCUGUCUAGCUUGCGGCGCAGUGAGAAUGCUAGGUCAGAUGAGACGCGCGGAGAGACGGGAGAGCCGCGGGCUAGGAAGAGGGAUCAGUUGAGGGAUGUGGCGGUUGGGACGUUGGCAUCAGGCGUAGGAUGGUUGAUUGGCGCGCAACCUGUGGAUAGGGCUGGCGAGAAGAGCUAGAUGUGACAACGAGGAGAAUGAAAUAUAUGCGGAUAUUGCUUGGGUGGUUCUGCCAUUGCGGCAUGAGGAAGAUGAUA